Molecule: messenger RNA, 1226 nt
Organism: Brachypodium distachyon (stiff brome)
Lineage: Eukaryota; Viridiplantae; Streptophyta; Magnoliopsida; Poales; Poaceae
Product: rac-like GTP-binding protein 3
Exons: 8
Coding region: 237-881 (214 amino acids)
Biological process (GO): regulation of cell shape; establishment or maintenance of cell polarity; cortical cytoskeleton organization
Cellular component (GO): plasma membrane; cell projection; cytoskeleton
Molecular function (GO): GTP binding; protein kinase binding; GTPase activity
Source: RefSeq, a predicted model, not a curated record
CGGAGCGGGGGUUGGUCGUCUACUCGGUUUACUGCUCUGCUCUGUAGGGGCAGUGAGGUGAGAAGCAUGUGACUCUCUUCACUUCGCCAAGAAGUCACGCACCAAACGCCCCCACCGCAGCAAGUACUCCGCCCCCUCCGCUCCUCUCCCCUUCCGGCUUCCCCUCUCAUCGCAACCCCCUUCCGUUCGUUCCUCCCCUCCUCGAGCUCCGGGAAUCGGAGAGGCUUGCGGCAGCCAUGGCGUCCAGCGCUUCCCGGUUCAUCAAGUGCGUCACGGUGGGCGACGGCGCCGUCGGCAAGACCUGCAUGCUCAUCUGCUACACCAGCAACAAGUUCCCCACCGAUUACAUACCUACUGUGUUCGACAAUUUCAGCGCAAACGUAGUUGCGGAUGGCACCACGGUCAAUUUGGGCCUUUGGGAUACCGCUGGGCAGGAGGAUUACAACCGACUGAGGCCUCUAAGCUACCGUGGUGCUGAUGUUUUUGUGCUUGCCUUCUCGCUUGUGAGCCGAGCUAGCUAUGAGAAUAUUAUGAAGAAGUGGAUACCGGAGCUUCAGCAUUACGCACCUGGUGUGCCUGUUGUGUUGGUAGGCACAAAAUUGGAUCUUCGUGAAGACAAGCACUACUUGCUGGACCAUCCUGGCAUGAUACCAGUUACCACAGUACAGGGGGAGGAACUUCGGAAACAAAUUGGUGCUUUGUAUUACAUAGAGUGCAGCUCAAAGACACAGCAGAAUGUCAAAGCUGUCUUCGAUGCUGCUAUCAAGGUAGUAAUCCAGCCCCCAACUAAGCAAAGAGAAAAGAAGAAAAAGAAACAACGCCAUGGAUGUUCUAUGAUGAGCAUCUUCGGCGGAAGGAAAAUGCUAUGCUUCAAAUCCUGAAUGUCAAAGGGGUCUCUUGCCUGAAGCGAUGGCGUGGAUGCAGCCUCAAGAGAUCUGGAUGUGCUGAUUGCACAGUUAAUGUGUAUAUUUGCAUUGUUGGUAAUUAAUUACUAGAGGUAGAUGGUUAAACUAGCAUGCUAUGUACUUCACGAUGCCUGUGUUACUAGCAUUCGUCUGAGUUAGGAAGUUUGAUAGAGGCCAGCGAAACAAACGAGAUUUUGUUCCAUCUUGACAAAAUCGUAACUUUAGAAGUCUCAGUGCAUUGCCAGUUAGUCUGUUUUGUGAUUCCGCGAUAACAUUGAAAGCAACAACAGUCAGUUAAGUUUGGUGCCUUCGUUUUGAGCA